This is a messenger RNA of Bolinopsis microptera, 2985 nucleotides long. RefSeq lists its product as uncharacterized. The record is from RefSeq and is a predicted model, not a curated record. Lineage: Eukaryota; Metazoa; Ctenophora; Tentaculata; Lobata; Bolinopsidae. The coding region runs from base 148 to 1584 and encodes 478 amino acids. The transcript is spliced from 9 exons.
AAGAAAACUAUUAGUCGUAUUGAGGUGCUCUCUGUAGAGGCAAACUAGCUCACAUUUAUAGUUUCCAGCAUUGGUUUUGUGGCACUGGUUCAGUUUAUCUUAAACUUUAUCAGUACAUAGUACGAGAUAAGGCGGUUUCAGCGCGCCAUGAUGCUGAAACUCAUACUCUUCGCUAUUAUGAUGGUGUGGACUGUCUUUGCAUUUGGUGACUCAGAUGGUGAACUUACAAAAGUUCGAAGAAUAGAAGUAGCAGAGAUACCACCUUCAACAGUAACACAGGGAAAACCUUACAAAAACAACGAGGAAAGAUGUGCAGCAGCACAUGCAGUUGAUAAGGACCUCUCAACAGUAGCAGCAACUGAAACUGAUAACGGAGCAGGCUGGUUAAAACUAGAGUUUGAUAGAACCUACCUUAUCCACAGGGUCCUUAUCUACUACCGGUUCUAUACCAAUUGGUACGACCCUGAUAAUUGGUGUGCACUUAGUGAAGCUAACUUCAGAAAAUGUGUGGAUGCUGAAAACAACGUGGAUGUGUCAGUGUACCAGGGAGAGGUAAAACAGAAGUCUUGUGGAACACUCCAACUAACAUACGGACUAGAGCAGGCAGACCAGAUCUACACACUGAUCUGUAACACUGAAGGAGACACAGUGAAACUCAGCAAGAGUACAGGACACAUAGCUGUUUUUGAAGUAGCUAUAAUUAGCACAGUUCUUAAACUGAAGUUGGCAGAGGUAACUCCAACAACAGUUACACAUGGAAAAACGUACCUGAACAACGAGAAAAGUUAUGCAGCAGCAUAUGCAGUUGAUAAGGACCUCUCAACAGUAGCAGCAACUGAAACUGAUAACGGAGCAGGCUGGUUAAAACUAGAGUUUGAUAGAACCUACUUUAUCCACAAAGUCCUUAUCUACUACCGGUUCUACACCAACUGGUAUAACCCAGAUUAUUCGUGUGUACAAAAUGAAGCUACUUUCAAGUAUUGUAUAAAUACGGUUACCAACGUAGAUGUGUCGGUGUACCAGGGAGAGGAACAGCUGAAAUCUUGUGGAACACUACAACUAACAUACGGACUAGAGCAGGCAGACCAGAUCUACACACUGAUCUGUAACACUGAAGGAAACACUCUGAAACUCAGUAAGAGUACAGGACUCAUAGCAGUCUCUGAAGUAGCUACAAUUAGCACAGUUCUUAAGCAGAAGUUGGCAGAGAUAACUCCUCCUAAAGUUACAAACGGGAAGACAUUAGAUAACAACGAGGAGAGUUAUGCAGCAGCACAUGCAGUUGAUAAGGACCUCUCAACAGUAGCAGCAACUUACACUGAUAAAGGAGCAGGCUGGUUAAAACUAGAGUUUGAUAGAACCUACCUUAUCCACAAGGUCCUUAUCUACUACAAGUUCUACACCAACUGGUACAAUCCUGAUGACUGGUGUGUACAAAGUGCCAAUUUUAAGACAUGCCUAGAUUAUCACAACAAUGUAGAUGUGUCAGGUGUACCAGGGAGAAGUAAAACAGAAGUCUUGUGGAACACUCCAACUAACAUACGGACUAGAGCAGGCAGACCAGAUCUACACACUGAUCUGUAACACUGAAGGAAACACUCUGAAACUCAGCAAGAGUACAGGACACUUAGUUGUGGCUGAAAUUGUGGUUACAGGAGAAUUGGUGUGCAACAGCUUUGAUAGUUCAGCAUUCUCUGGAGUAGCAGACUUAACACCAGAGUUACCAGUACCAGCAGGAACUGUUCUUACAGUGAGAUGUGAGAAACCUAGCAGAUUUGCAAUCAUAUCCGGGGAUAAGACUCUGACUUGUGAACUAGGAUCGGUGUUUUCCUAUACAUUCCUGCCAAAAUGCGUGCUUAUAGGUAAGAAGUGAAUAUUUUCUGUUUAUCAAAGACAUUGAAUGAUACCAGGGCAUCGAUCGAUGUCUUUGUAUAAGCAAGAAUGUGUGUUCAAGUUUAAAAUAUUUUAUUAUAAUCUCGGAGAAACAUUCAUGGAGAAUUAAACAGCUGCCAUAACUAUACUAUGGGAAAUGGUGCAAUAUCCUUGCCAAUACGUAAAACUAAGCUCUGAGCACUUUUCAUGACAACUUGAUAAUUCAAAAGGUUAGGUAGUGGAAAUAGUUUAAUAUCCUUGCCAAUACUUAAAACUUAGCUCUGAGCACUUUUCAUGAGAACUUGAUAAUUGAAAAGGUUAUGCAGUGGAAAUAGUUUAAUAUUCUUGUUAAUUCUUGAAACUAAUUUUGGGGAUGGGGAGGUUUUAACACCUGAUUACAGAAGCAGAUAAAGCUGACUUAAAGAUAGCACACACAUCGAGGACUGUUUCGUGCUGGUCUCGAAAAUCCUCAAUUUCUACCCUUAACAGGAUAGUUCUUCCAUGUUUGGAUUAAAAAUCAAGGAUUCGGUCGGUGAGAUCUUCUCAAUCAUCUAAGUUCAGACAAAGUAGAAGAAAGAACCAGUCUCCAGACGAGAUGAACAGUAAGCGCCUUGCUGUAAACUCCAGACAACUUACUCGCAUGAAGAUAACACAGCGGACGGGAGACUAACAGAAAAUCUACCUGAAGUUCUACCAGAAGUUCUACCUGAAGUUCUACCCUGAAGUUCUACCCGAGAAGAGAAAACCUACAAAACUGGAGACUUUACAGCUAGCUAUACAGUAUCUCAGACAUCUCACCAUGGGCCUGGAACAUUACGGAUAUUAAAACACUACAUUCACAGAUUACUUUGGGAAACCAUUAUUAUUUCUUUUUGUCAGUAAUUAAUAGAAGUCUUUCCAGAUGAACAUAUUAUUCAGAAAAGGACUUAUAAUCCAGAUUACUUUUUCUUUCUAUUUUUGUGCGAUCGCUCCCAUGUUGUAAAAUUGUUCAUGCUCAUCUUAGUUAAACAUUUGAAUAAUAUUUUAACCCGUUUCUACGUUUGUAAGACCAGGAUCUUUAUCUCUUUAUUUACACAAGAUAAUCGAUUUUUAGAUGUAAAAAUCGUCUUGCAC